UUGGCGCAAAAAAUAAAUCACCCACAGCUGCAAUUUUUGACCUUGGAGGUGGCUCAACUCAAAUAGUUUUUGAGCCUGGAUCACUAGAUGAACACAGAUAUGAAUUAGAAUAUGGUGGACAUAAAUAUAUUUUAUAUCAACAUUCUUAUUUACAUUUUGGAUUAAUGGAGGCAAGAAAAGCAAUUAUAAGUUUCAUGGUAAAAUUAUGGAAUAAUAGUAUUGAUGGCAUCAAGAAUGAUUUGAUUUCUGAUAUAUCUCUUAGUUAUGAUGGAAAUCUUAAAGAUGAACGUCAUAUUCCACAUCCUUGCUUACCAAAAAAUUAUUCAGAAUCAUGGCAAAUUGAUAUUGAUAAUGAUGAUGACAAUUCAGUUAAACUCAUUGGUACAGGUGGUGGACAUGUUCAGUGUAGGUUCAUAGUAGAACAAAUACUCAACAAACAUAAAGAAUGUCCAUUAUUCCCAUGUGCCUUUGAUGGUGUAUAUCAGCCAUCUCUUACUGAUACAUUUUCAACACAUGAUAUUUAUGCUUUUUCAUAUUUUUAUGAUCGUGUAAGCCCAUUAGGAAUGCCAUCAGAAUUUACAUUAAAAGAACUUCGUGAUCUUACUGAUCAAGUUUGUUCAGGAAAUUAUAAAAGAUUCUCUUAUUUACCAGAAGCUGUAAAGGAACUUAAAAAGAAUCCAUAUUAUUGCAUGGACUUAUCAUUUAUUUAUGAACUUUUACAUACUGGUUAUGAAAUACCUCUGGAAAGAGAAAUAAAA
Messenger RNA from Entrophospora candida, 758 nucleotides. Lineage: Eukaryota; Fungi; Glomeromycota; Glomeromycetes; Entrophosporales; Entrophosporaceae. The record is from the annotation of a GenBank genome assembly.